CAGCGCAGCGUCGGUCCAGGUCCCAGCAGCUCCAUGGGGGGAGAAAAAAACCCGAGAGAGGAGACGAAUAACGGUACACUCCAGUAUUAAUGGAGCCGACCGCGCAUAUAACCGCACCGUGUCUCCUCCUGUGAUGCAUUCAGGAACAACAGUGUUGGGGAAACGGACGCGGUGAACGGCGUUUUUUUUUUUUGGGGGGGGCUGAAGAAAACAAGCGGUCCACCAUUGUCUGCGUAGAAAUAAGAAUGGCCUGGAUGUGGAAGAGGAAGUCGUUGAUCGCCACCAGUCUGAUCGUGGCGGUGUCGCUCUUCGUGGUCGUGGUGAACUACUCGGAGAAGCCCUACUUCCUCCUGCAGCCAAUGUUCGGGCAGACGUUCAGCAGCCACUGGAUGUUCUCCAAGCAGCCGUACAAGGCCUUCAAGCCUCACCUGGGCUAUGUUAGCAUCCCAAAACAGGAGCCUCUGAAGCUGCGCUGUGAGCUCUGCAGCAUCGUGUCCAGCUCUGGACAGAUGUUGGGCCAGGCUGCCGGCCUGCAGAUUGACCGCUCUCCCUGCAUCUGGCGGAUGAACAACGCGCCCACACGGGGCUUCGAACGUGAUGUGGGCCAGCGGACCACCUUGAGAGUUGUCUCUCACACCAGCGUCCCCCUGCUGCUGCAGAAGCCCCAGUACUUCUUCGGACAGGGCAACGACACCGUCUACGUCGUGUGGGGGCCGCUACGAAACAUGAGGAAGGAUGGGAAGGGCAUUGUGUACAACAUGCUGCGACAGGCGGCAGAGAACUACCCUCAUGCACGAAUCUACGUCACCACAGAGGACAGGAUGAACUACUGCGACAUGGUCUUCAAGAAGGAGACGGGAAAGGACAGGAUCCAGUCCGGCUCCUACCUCAGCACCGGCUGGUUCACGCUCAUCCUGGCCAUGGACAUGUGCAAAGAGAUCCAUAUCUACGGCAUGAUAAAUGACACCUACUGCAAGACGGAGGGUUACAAAAAGGUUCCCUACCACUACUACGAGGCAGGCAGUCGGGACGAGUGUGCAGAGUACAUGCUCCACGAGAGCGCCCCCUAUGGCGGGCACCGCUUCAUCACGGAGAAGUCUGUGUUCGCCAAGUGGGCCAAAACUCAUGCCAUCAAGUUCUUCAACCCACCUUGGCAGCUGUCGUGACCCUGGCUCAACCCACGCGGAAAUACUACACCAUCAACGUCAUUAUCAUCGUCAUCACCAUCUGGGGACCGGCUGAAUCUCAACACUGACAGAAAGCGUGUUCCUUAACAUACACAAACAUCAAUUUUAGCACAAAUUACACUGCAUAUCCAUUUUUUUUGUUGUUUUCUGACAAUCGCCGCUCAAUCAGACCGACUUAUAAUUGAGGUUUGACCAACCCGUACUUCAAAAACAUAUCUCUUGAAAAUUAAGUCUUUUUCACCUGAAUUUGAGAGCUGAGGAAAGUGCACCGCGCGCCACUCUUCAUUGACUAAUUGAUCCAUUUGCUGCUCUGUGAGUACAGCAAAGGAUGCCUCCAUGACGAACUGUAAAAAACAAAACAGAGAAAACAACAUGAAUAAGAAACAACCAUCUGUCAACUUGCAGUGACCUUAGCGGCUCACGUGUCAGCAGGCGCUCUACAUCGCAGAGGCUGCAUUUCAAUGUUUUUCUCAGGCCUGUCGUUGAAGGAGAGCUCAGCUGCUGCAGAGACGAGUCACGUUGCCAUGGACGUCUGAUGAGCUCGCCUACUCUGCUUCCUCUGGGUGUCUGUCUUCUUCUGUCAAGCUGUAAUUAAUCUAUAACAAGUAUAAUUCAAGCCUUCAUCUCGGACUGACGGAGCAUUGAAGGCAGCUUUCAAUUUACUCGGCUCCGUCUUAGGAAGCUUCAACAAACAAGGUCUUUUGGAACAGAAGCUGCAAGCAAGCAAAAACCAGAUUUCAGUCAAACUAGAUGUGUAGAUGUGAAUUUUUUUUUUUUUAUUAUUGUUAUGCUUGGUUGUGUCACACAACUUAAAGAUGUCAGCUUUUUUUCUUUUCUAAUGCUGUGAAAAUGAAUUAAGAGACAUAUUUUGGCAUUGACUUGAUGUCCGGUUGGCUUGAAGUCCGGAUGGGUUGCUAAUUUAUUCUGCAGAGAUAAGUUUCUAACGCUCUUUAACAGUGUGCCAUUGACAAUGUGAGCAUCACAGCACAUAGAGCAAUGUGCAAUUAGAAACUCCAUCCUUACGGAAGGAGUUAAAUCAUUUGUGACCCCGCAGAGGGAGAGAUUUAUGUGUGCAGUGAAACUAUUUGAAGUUAAUUGUAUUCUAUUAUCAUUUUGUGCCUGCAAUAUACUCUGCAGUUCAUUGUAUGGAGACAGAGGAAGAUUCUCUCCGUCUCUCAAGCUCACAUUCUCAUCCAGCUUUGUGCCUCUUUGUGUACAGUAUCACUGUGUGAACACAUCUUUCCAUUUGUCUUUGAACGCAGCGUGCGUGUCUCCUGGUUGGGCCCAUUACGUUUGGAUGCAUCUGUUCCGGGACAGUGAAGAAUAAUCAGUGAAGUGCUGAGGUGUGUAGGUUGGCUGGUAGCUGUGGAGCCUGAGACACUCACACACUGGCUGUGACCGUGACACCCCCCCCCCCGAGGCUGUGAUUAGUGUCCCGGUCAGAGCCGCGGCCCAGGGGGAAGGACUGGAAGGAUUCAAAGACUUCUAAUUUAGGCGACUUGAUGCACAGGGUCCCUGACGACUGUAAUGUUCUGCAGCUGAGCUUCACAAUCUCACUCCUACUGCACAGUACUGUUUAUUAUCACACUCAUUUUCAGCUGUUCAGCAGGCAUCGAUUUGGUGAUUUACAGGUCAAAAGACAUGUUCCUUAAAACUGGCAGGUUCUUGGAUGUCUUGGCCUAGCUACUGUACCAUUAAGGAAUUUGAGGUAAGCAACUUGGGAGUUUGAAUUGUAUAGUGUGGUGAGGAUUUUACAAGCCAAUUACAACAGUUUUAGUAAGAGAGGUGGAUAGGAGAGAUGACCAAGGAACACCAGUUGGGGGUGAACCUCCGAGGACGGAGUUCCAAAGAGUGGUUCGGGCGAUGUUUCAACUGGUGAAGGUUCAGCACCAUUUGGGACACGUUCGGAGGUCAGGGGGGGACCUGGGUACCCCCAGAUUCUUUGCCAGGAUAGAGGGUUGGCUGGGGGCGGGAGUUGGAAACUGCACCAUCAAUGUCAUUGGCGGUCAGCCACGGGGUUGAGACGCAGACAGGGAGCAGCGUAGUGGCGAAGGCGGAAGGGGAAAGCGACAUGGAAGAAGGGGAGCAGCCCGGGGGAGGAAAGAAGCGGUCAGCUGUACAAAAAAUGGGCCCACACAAGCCUUCAGAUUCUGGAGGAGCAUUACGGGUUGGAAACACGGAGACUGCAGGCGACGGUGGCUGCACUCCCGAAGGAAGAUGGCCGGAUGGCUUGGGAAGUGGCUAUGAGGUGGGCGCGGCGCAGGCACAGAAACCUUAAUCAGGCCAAUACUAUCCAGCUGCAGCCCCGGAGCAGAAGCCCCUGGCAUGACGGAAGUGACGUAGCAUUUACCUAGCAUACCGGAAAAUUAAAAAACAUUACUUCCCAUUAUGAUGAAUCGUAUAGUAAAACUGACAAGAGUAAUUUCAACGUGGUCUUUAGGCUACCAUUACGUCAAACAUCUUAAUCUUUCCUGUGUUCCUGUAGUCUAUGUACAGCGAUGGAUAUUAUAGCCUACACGUUUUCCUUUUAUUACAUAGAUGUAACCAAUAACAAAAGUGUGUUCAUUAGAUCAGGUUUAGCCUACUGUAAAGAUCCAGAGGAUCAUCAAGGCAACUGCACAUCAGAGAAUCAAAUGAAGGUGUUUAUUUAUUUAUUAAUAAUUUUGUGUUAAAUAAAUUUACCCACAAGACACUGACCAAUAAGAAAAUUUAAGUCUAAUUUCUCAUGAAAAUCCAGAUUUAUAGGGAAAAAAGUCAGAAAAGGACCUCCGUGCCCAUGUAUAUCAUUUCUAUAAAAAAAGGAAUGAUAAUAUAAAUAACAAAAGAACCAAUUGUUUGGUCUAUACUAUAAAACCCUCGCUCACUCAGUCGGAUGUGUCAUUUCUCACAAAAAUCCACAUGCUGUGUAAGAACUGAUCCCUCUGCAGAAUGAAAAAUAAAACUAUUUGAGACCAGAACUGCUCAUCUUUAUCAAAUAUCUAUCCUUAAAGGUACAGUAAGAACUUGCAUUUAGCAACAACAACAACAACAAAAAUGUACAAUCGCUUCAGAAAUGUUUCUGAUUGGAGGGCUUUUCUCAUGUUUAUUUCAAAGUCCUGAAGCCUCUUGGUGGCCUCUGCGCUCAGAUUUUUCUGGAGGCAGAUUUAAAAGAGGUCCAACUCACUGUCAAAAGGAAGAAAAUAGAAUCAAUAAACAAAUAGUAUAUUCAGUUACUAUACACUUCAUUAUAUAUGAAAACAUCUGUUUAAUAUCGUCAAACCUCUCUUGUCUUUAUCUUCAAACUAGCAGAAUCCUAGUUAGCUCGUAGUUAGCUAGGCAACAUUAUCGACGUAGCAAAGCUUACUUUGUUUUUAAAUGUCUCCAUUAUUUGGCACAGAUUAUUGGAGUGACAGCGAGUAUCCUCAAAUUCCAGCGUAUCCUCAAAAAAACGUAAUUUCUGGUAUUCUACGUCACUUCCGUCACGUCAGGGGCUUCAGCUGGAUGCUACUCCAAUCAGGAGGCCAUGGGGAGGGUGGUGAUUCUUUAGGGGUGGGGUUCGUGGAGCCGCUGCUGGUACCCAUGGCUCUAUACACGGGAUGGGGAAGGCCGCAGAAAUGUUUGAAUUUGACUAUUUUCUAAAGAUAUUUUGGCAGCUUUUUAUGCCUUUUUUUAUUUUUGAUAAGACAGCUAAGGGUUGACAGGAUAGGGUUGAGAUAGAGGGAGGACGACAUGCAGCGAAGGGCCGCAGGUUGGAGUCAAACUCAACCCGCUGCAGUAAGGACUCAGGAUACAUGGGGCGUGCACUCCAACAGGUGAGCUACAGUGCAGCCUAGAUUUGACUACUUUCAGGUCAAUAAAUGAAUAUUUUAUGGGGCUCUCACUUCUGUACAGGCAACUGCUGUAUGUAAGGAUAAACAAUAUGCAUUGAGGUGUCUCUGGGAUUUAUGCAUAAUUUACGUAAUUGGCGUUUCUAGCAACUAUAUACAAUAUAAAUCGUACGGGCUCCGUAAUGUGAGGAAUUGACAACUAAUAUAUAAAUAAAGGUUGAAAAGACCUGGUGCACAGCAGUGCUUCUCUUCUGGGUGCCAGCUGAUGCAGAGCAAACCAAAGUAAACCAGACAACAAAAACACAUUCCAGCACACACCAGGAUACUAAGAUUGUUUUUAUGACAUUAAAAACUAAACAAAAAGGAGCAAACCCUUUUGCUUUAUUAGAUUCGCUCUGUGCUUAAUUGCCAUCAGGUGUGCCUUUAAAUAAUCAGGUGCUGAUUAGCAGGAAAUCCAACAGGUUCGGGCCUUAAUUUGUCUGUCUGAGAACAGCAAAUAUGAUAUGAAAUAAUGAUGUAAAAAUAUACAGAAACAGCUGCCUUUUUAGUUAUGGGAACAUUUCCAGAAUAUUGUGUUUUCUUGUAAAACGCUGAAGUGGCCCUCCUAUGAAAUAACAAUACCAGCACAGCAGUGGCCCCAAGUCGAUUUGUGGUUAGCUGCAAGAACCAUUAGGAAUAGGUUUGCUGUACUAUAAGUGUGCCUGAUUGAUUAGUUAUUACAAUAAGUGCUAAAAGAGCUGUAGAUAAAAUACCGCUCCUGUGCGUGCAUGUUUACUACUCCAUGAACAACUCUCCUGAUGAAGAUGGUGUGAAAUGGUUGAAAUGGUCCAGAAAAAAUAAAUAUCUGGAGGAAUGUUUGUAGCUUUAUUCCAGUUUUAACCAAGACGUCUAUUUUGACCUGCAAAUAACCAAAAUCCUGCCCACUGGGUUCUUGUGUGUCAGCUGUAUGUUUGGAAACAUGUUUGGCUUCUUUUGCUUGAGGAACAGGAAAAUCUGUACUCUUUCUAUGUUUUUCCAGCCAAAGCAAGGUUUGCUCAGCACUUACUAAAGCCUGUCCCACACCUCGAAACUCAUUGUAAGUCAACCUAGCUGACGGGACUGUCAUCAAAAUGUAAAAACGGCCUAUUUUAAAUUCCUCCCAGUGUAGCUCAGCGGAUAGGAGGCGGCCAUAACACAGCCAGGGUCAUGGCUCAGAUUUCCUCUGGGACAACAUGUGCUCGAGAGGUACGCUGCAGCCCAGCACUGCGAGUAGCUGUGGAUCAAAGUGUCCACCACACGAUAUAUGUGAAACAGAAACAUCUUUCGGUACUAGUUUCCUGUUCAGAAAGCCUGUAGAUAAGAUCUGGGCCUCAGGAAAGAGUUAGAAGUUAUACUUUUUUUCUGUUCCUGUGGGAAAACAGUCCUUGAUACUGAAGCGUUAAUUCAAACAGUAUGCCAUGCAUGUUACAUGAUUAAUGUACAUUUUUCAUACAUCGCCACUCAGCCUGUGAUUGUGCAGUCAUCUGGCAGCUCUCACCAAUCAGAUUUACCUCUGCUGUACAGUAUAUCCACCAUAAAUUGUAAAUCGCCUCACACCAAGAUAGGAUAUUAGGUUUUUGCUGGGAGACCUGUUUCAGGUGUGUUAUGGUGCAUUAUUUUAAGAUUAGUUUUUAAAUCGUUUACUCACAACUGGAAGAAGAGCACCAUGUUUCAUUCUAUUUAUCUUCCAUCCUCCUUUUCUUUCUUUAAAAUACUGUUUUUGUUUUUUUGUCCAUGCAGUGGUUUGUGUGCAGCGUGUUUUUGUUUUGUUUUUUCUGCAGCAGGUCGCAUGUUGCCAACAUUUCUUUGCUGCUUCAGGCUGUGCUCUCGGUUAUUUUAUUAUCAACAAACACUCCAUUGUUCUCCACCAGAACACACUGGAAGAAUACCCACUGAUGUAUUAUACAGUACAUUAUGGAGAACACGCCCUUUUAUAGGCUCCCAUGAAUCAUCUGUGGCUCACAGGGAGACGACUGUAGACACUUUCACUGUGAAUAAGUAACAAGAUGAAAAAUAAAAUGUGAGCAGAGUGGGAAAUAAACUAUUGGAUACUUUUGAUUUUUAUUUAUUUCAAGUAGAUUUUUUGCCGGGAGUUGAGAUGAGAAGUAAGAUGAUACCACUCUCAUAUCCGUCUGGUAAAUAUGACACUACAGCAAGCAGCCAGUUAGCUUAGCUUAGCACAAAGACUGGAAACAGAGGGAAACAGCUAGCUUGACUCUGACCAAAGGUAACAAAAUCCAUCUACAAGUGCCUCUAAAGCUCAGUAACUAAGGUUGUAUCUCAUUUAAUUUGGUAAAAACAACAGUUUGUGUUUUUUACAUGUGGUCAUGUGCCCGACUGCUUCUUGGCUCUGAGCUGUUGCCAGGCAACCAGCUGAGACUCCAGGAAGUUACACACAAAUAUUUGUAUUCAUAAUUUCUUUAAUAAUAACAAACAGUGUUCUAGGACAAAUCAGCAUCCACCAGAACACUUGCCAUUACAAAACUGAAACCUUCAUGAUUUUAACAAAGUGCAGGAAAAAAACUACAUCUUCCCAAAAAAAAACCACGUAUAAGGGACUUGUAACGAGGUGUCCUCCACAUUAAAGCUCAACAACACUCAUUUCUAAAGUCAGCUGUUAAGUUGUAAUCCCUGCUGUCUGUAUACCGUUCAGCCGUCUCCAACAGCGACCCCCCCCCCACUCGCUCAUGGACUCCCAUCGUUUGUAGAGUCGUGACAUGUAGCCAACUAAAGUGUAAAAUUGAUGGGAAAUGGUGUUUGUUAGAGCUGAAAAACAGAAAACUAUACUGAUUGUCUACACACAUGAAGUGAGCCACAUGACGUACAGUUGAAACGUGUUCCAAACCUUAAUUUUUUGUUAUUAGUGUAGUUAAACAUUUCGGUGGGAUAUUAAAUGAGGUUUUUGUACUUUGACCUUUGGUUUCAUUUCUCUCUGAAUUGUUUUUGUACUGAUUAAACAAAAAGAAUAUAACCUGUAAAACAGUGAAUCUCAUGAGAGACAGAGCCAGACAAGCUGAUUCUCCCUGUUUACAGUAAGCUAAGCUAACCAGCUGCAGGCUAUUGCUUCAUGUUUACUUUACAGAUCUGGAAGUGGUAUCAAUCUUCUCAUCUAACUCUUCGCCAAAAGGUGAAUAAGCCUAUUUCCCUCAAAAUGUUGACCUAUUCCUUGAAUAACAUGUUUUGCCCUGAAUUCUUGUUAGUUUCUGGUUCUUUUGUUUUCAUCCACAGCCUGAACGGAUCAUUUAAACUGGCCUAAUUUCACGUUCUAAGCAGUGGUGAUUGCUUGGAAAUGGUUUCAGCCAUCGUCAAACCUGAAACAGACUUUUCUCUCUGUACCUCGCUGUAUAUAUGCAAAUGAAAAAAAAAAAAAUAGAAAACAUUGCUUGUCCUCAGUUGCUCUGUAACAGACGUGGCAGUGGAAUGAGGUAGGAGAGGAAGUUGAAAAGCAAAUUGAAGGUCACUUCCCUUAAAACAGAGCUUGCUUUAAAAAAAGUCCUGAUUAAAACGUCUCUGUCUCGAGGUCUGUGGAACAAAGAUGUGAAUUUCAUUACUCGGUAUAAAACGCUCUCAUUAUUUCGGCUCUUUUCUUGCUAUGAUCAGUCGAGGUAAUUACUGUCUGUUUUGGUGUCGAGAGUUCAGAUUUGAAAGAACUUUUGAUUGUCUGACUCCACUUUUUGAAACCUCUUUAGUUCACUAUGUAGCAUUUUAUCCACUCCCUCCUGACUGGCGUACUUGUUGCCAUUUUCCUAAAUGCCUCAAGUGCUUUCUUACGUUUAAAAAUUCAUUUGAUUUUCUCUUUUUCCUGUGUGCAUGUCUAACUAUUAUUUUUGUGUUGUAAAGCACUUUCCUUUUUGAUUUUGAGGUCAAGUGUCCUUGUGAAAUGUGUAACUUUGGGUGUGUGUUGAGUUACAUAGAAUGUAAUAUAACACUGAGGUUGUUAUAAUGAAAGUUUUUUUUUUGCUAACACAGCUAACUCACUCGUUUUAUCGGUGGUAAAAUAACAUCAAAAUGCUGCAUGGAUUAUUGCAGGUUAUUGAAAUGUACAUUUUGUUAAAAUAAGUAGUGGUUAUAUGUACUAUUAUUCUGUCAUUUGCUGUCUACAUAUUAGCUAAAAUUAGAUAUAUUGUGAAUGUUCUUAUUUUUUACCGAUGUGGAUUCUGUCCUCUGUGUCUUUUAUUCUCUGUGGGGAUUAAAGAGAAACUAAAACCCUGUAAUAUGAUUAAAUUCCUUCCUAAACAAAACAGAGUAAGCAGCACCAGAAUGUGAGAAACCUGGUGAAACGUGUUCAUGUUAUAUGAAUGGAGCUGAGCUGUCAUCUCAAAUCCGGCGUCUCAUGAGAUUUUAGAAACAUCAGUGAAGGAGCAGAGAUGUGCUGAGUUCAGACAGUUCUCGGGAGUUUCGGUGAGCAUGAGAGUUUUUUAUGUAACCGCUGCAUAAAUGAACACCAGUUUGAAAUAAUAAUGAUCACAUUCCUGGAUUUUAUGCUUCAGUAAUGAAUAAAGUAUCAGGAUGGAAAAUUAAAGGGGCACUGCAGCAAUUUAGCAAUGCGCUUUUAUAGAUUUGGGGAACUCACAAGAGACAGAUUAAAGAAAGAAUUGUCAAAAGCAAAGCUGAGAUAUCGAGACUUUUUAUCUCUAGUAAGGAUCAAACUCCAUGCCACCAAUCUGUACCUCAGGCUUAUACUUAUAACUUUGUAUAGUCUCAACAUUGUUUCCUAAAAAUUAUCUACAUAUACAACUAAGUUACAACAGCAAACUUAAAGGUCCAAUGUGUAGGAUUUCGUGUAGUUGCAGUUCACAACUCCAUGUAUCUGUGAAACAUUCACUGACAACUUUUUUUUUCUUCCUAUAAUAUCCACUCAUGGCCACUAAAGCAGGAUCUACAAUUUAUAGUUAUAUUUAAGUAACUCAAAGCACUUGGUUAAGACCAGGGAGAGAUGCAGGUCUUGUUAUACAAAAGUUCUACAAAAAGUUAUUAAUAUUAAUAUUAAUUAAUAAAAUAAUGUCAGUUAACAUAUGUAGUAAUUACAUUUCCUUCAAAACUUACAUAAAACAUUUAUCAGUAUAUAAAUGUAAUAUUUAGGAGUCAGGGUUCUCCAAGCUCUCAUACUUCACAAGACUUAGCUCCUCCAGAGCUGCAGAAGACAUUUUAAAAACUGUUUUCAAAGGCUGAGAAGUACUCCUCAUGAUUAGUGAACUGACCUUAAUGUGCAAAAUCAGUGGAGUUUCCCUUUAAAUAUGGGUUGGCUGAGACGUUUUCAGUUUCAGGACUAACUGCAGAAGUGGGUGGACAGGCGUUUAUUUAAAUAGCCUAUCAUCUCACUCUCAUUUAAAAACUACUUAUUUCUAACUGUCAUCCAGUUCCCAAGAUGAUGCCAAGUCUUGCCUUUUGUGAUAUUUAUUAAAAUGUUCCACAGCACAGCAAAGUAAGCUUGGAUAAUGUUGUUAUGUUCGUCCUUUACUCCUUUAAUUUCAUGAGAGUAAUGGACAUGAUGUAAUUUGCACAAAUUUACAACUAAAGAAAAACUAAUGAGCUGUUGGGUAAAUGGAAAAGAAGAAAAACUUCAGUCUACCUUAUCUAGAAGAGAGAAACAUUCCUCCAUUUUCACUACAGUUACCUGACUGUGUCAGACCUCAAUUACUUACUCCACCUUUACUUGAUUUUAUUUUGCUGUGUUUUUUUUGUUUUGCUGGCAACUGUCCUGUAUCAGUGUUUUUCUGUUAUGCGCACAGCUUAACUGAGCAAGGUCAACAAGAAAAACUGGAAUAUAUUCAAUUCAGUGUUUGCAAAUUUGUUCUUGCAGAGUGUUUGACCUCUGGAACGUAUUUGCAGGAGGAUGUGCUCUCCAGGGCCAGAUGGUGCAACAAUAUGUAGCAUUAUCGUAGCUCAGGGACACUUAGGUUGGUAAUUAUAGAAUAGGAGGGAAGCUAAAAAAAAGCCUUCUCCUUCAAAAUAGUCUUCUCAUCAACAGAAACUCAUCCUGACAUAUAUUUGCUGUUUAAAUAACACAUUAAGUGUGUCACUAUUCCAUACAACAUCUCUUGGCCAGCUGGAAAAGUUACAAAAUCAGUUAUACUCAAAUAAAUCAGUGAGCAGUAGUCCUACCAAUGUUUGAGUGUUAUUUAUGUAGACUACAGUGCAUUAUUGACCCGAAAUGUAAUAGAAAGAGAAGUGGAAGAGCUACUCACAGCUGCAAAAUAUUGCUUCAAAACUGAUAACAGCUGAGACAGAUUUUGGAAAAUCGACAAACAGUGGCCAAAAUCUCCGGAAAACACCCUAAAUUUGCAGUUUUACAUAUGUCAGUUGAUGCGCAUAUUGCACCAUUUUCUCUAAGGAGCCUACUACAAGAUUGUAAUGUCUCAAAUAUCUAAAUCCAACAGCAGCCACAUUUCUUCCUCUUGUUGUUGUGAGCAUAAGCAGGGUGCAAACUACAGGGGGGCCAGGGGAGCCCUUAAUAAGUCAUGAGCUGCUCUGAAAACAAAAUAUGUGAAAUAUUGGGCGAUCGCUAAAAUACUGACAAUAUGCUUUUGCCUUGCAUUUCUUUCUGUAUCUUCAUCAUCGUGUAUCAUAUGUACUGUUAGGCUAAUAUUGAUGCAUGAUUCAUGCAUGAGGGUGAUCUAAUUUACUUUAAUAAAGAUACAGGCACACAUGCUAUUGAACAUUGAAGCAUAGUGCCGCAAUAUCAUUAACUUCACUCCCUUUAACUCAAAUAUAAGAAGAAAAAAGUAAAUAAAUUCUUAGUCCCACUGAGUAUGCACACAGAAUCGUUGCAUUAUUCGCUGCUGUGUUUUGUAGUGAGCAUAAUAUGAGUCAAUCAAUCCUCGCUUGAGGCACAAUCACACCCCCACAAGUGAAGAAGUAUAGUUCGCACACUGAGCAUAAGCAGAUCACUGAACCUCACAUGCUAUUGUAAUAAUUCAACAUUUUGAGAAAUACACUUAUUUCAUCUCUUUAUUAUUGAGUUAGAGGAGAAAACCGGUACCACUCUACACUAAAUUUAAAGAUGAGGAGGUAAAAAACACUUCUAGAAAGAGAAUUACUUAUUAACAUAUUCUAUACACAAACAGAAGAAAACAACCGUUUAUGGAGAGUUAUAGUAGCUGUAACCAUUCCUUGACAAAUAGCAGCAAAAGAAAGAGCACAUAGCUCCCUCAACAACCACAAAUUGUAAUUCUUACAUUUCUGUUUGUGUUCAUUAGUUGUUGGUAGGUUCAUAGCUUGCGCCACACUUAGCACAAAGACGUGGUAUCAUUCCUUACAUUUAAUAUACAGCAAGAAGCAAAUAAGCAGAUCUUUUUAAUGUAAAAAAUACAUGUUGAAACACAAUCUGCUGAAACUAUCACAUUUCAUUAUUGGCAAGUUGUUAAAUGGUUUAAAGAACUGAGCAACAAUUAGUUCUUUAAACAUAAGUUUGGUAUUACGUAACGACACUAGAUAUAAUGCUGAUUCGUCUCCUGUGUUCAUGUUUCAGGCUUGUAGUUGGCUGUAGUUUUACUGUGGUCUGUGUAAAGUUGUAUCAUUCAGAUCAUUUUCUAGCCCACAGGUGAAGCCCAAUGAUAUCUGCUCAAAUCCAUUUUCUCACAGGACUUUUGUACCCUGCAUUUAAAUGUUUUUAAUAAAUGAUUGAACCUAA
Dicentrarchus labrax (European seabass) is the source of this 12644-nucleotide messenger RNA. RefSeq names its product ST6 (alpha-N-acetyl-neuraminyl-2,3-beta-galactosyl-1,3)-N-acetylgalactosaminide alpha-2,6-sialyltransferase 3 (gene st6galnac3). Gene Ontology annotation, biological process: oligosaccharide metabolic process; ganglioside biosynthetic process. The record is from RefSeq and is a predicted model, not a curated record. Lineage: Eukaryota; Metazoa; Chordata; Actinopteri; Moronidae. The coding region runs from base 246 to 1166 and encodes 306 amino acids. The transcript has 5 exons. Gene Ontology annotation, molecular function: alpha-N-acetylgalactosaminide alpha-2,6-sialyltransferase activity.